AUGAGUUAGCUGCUGGAAUGUAAGUUGUUCAUGCUAGACUAGGUUUGAUUUAACAGUUCAUACGGGAUGGAGACGAGAAGCAGAGUGAACAAAUAAGUCGUUAAGUGAUGUAGAAGCAUCCAGUGAUCUACUUGUGUAAGUGUUCUGAGAUUUUGGAUGAAGUAUGUAUUGAAUGUAUGUUUAGAUGGCUGAAAUUAAUGGUGAAUACAUCAGAGUGCUUAAGUUGACUCUUCAAGUUGCUGGAUUGUUAACCAAAACGGAGGAUGCCAAAUUAGCAGUCAUACAAUACACUCAAGUGUUAAAACGAAUAAUAAAUCGAAUACUAAGUCAGACUCAAAUUUCAGAGGAGUUGAACUAGUUGCUGAGUGAUAUCCACAUUAAAUUAAUGGAUGUUUUCGAUGAGUUGAUAAUCAAUCACAUCUCUGACUUUUUUGAAUCAGGACGUGUUCCUGAAUUAGUUAUUUUGAAGAUCAUUCAGCAGAUUUUUGAAUCUCAAAGUACAGUAUUAGCUAAAUUUGUUUAGGCAAAGAAUACUUCCGACAAUUUUCGUAUGAAAUCUUAUAGAAGAUUCUGUCAUCUCUCUCUCUUGUGAAGACUGAUCAAUGUAGAUUAGACUACUGUUCAUUGUUGCAAUCUAUUUAUAAGACCCUCAAUCAUUUCGAGGAGAAUUAGGUGUAGAUUAAUCAGGAGCAGGUGUAAAAUGUGAGUUGGCUUAUCUUCGACUAAAUCAUUAAGGAUUGGAUGCAGACCACAAUCCAAUUGCAAGUGUUGUCAUUGGUGGGAUUCAUGAGUCAAUUCAUCUCUAGAGAGAGAUUGGAACGCAGUCUUGAAAGAUUGACCUCCAUCUACUUGAGUGUGUUGAAACAGAAGAAUAAUCAAUUAAGGCCAUUGUUCGAAGGGUUCAAUAAAUUCUUGGAGAGACUCUACCAAUUGGAUAGAAUCGGGUAUGAGGGAAUCAUAAAAUCUAUCAUGGUGUCUCUCUAUGAGUUUUACAAAAACCCCAUCUUCUCUCCGAAUUAUCCAUUUGAUCCAAAUGCCUUAAAGUACAAGAAUGAUUUAUUGACUCUUCUGCAGACAGUAUCAAAGUUCAACAUUGAUAAUUGUUUGGACUUGUUCAUAGGAAGAAUCAAUGUAAAUACACAUACAUUAUUGUUUAGAGUAAGGAUUCAAUCGAGAGAGUCUCUUGUCUCUGGAUUUGCAAUUUCAUUCUGUCCAGGAAUUUCAAACAGAUCUCUGAACCAUUCAAAAGACAAUUGGUGUUACAAUUAUUGAAUUUGUAAUUCGAACAGGAUUGCGAAGUGAGAUAUGCCAUUUGUGAAAUCAUUCUCCAAAUACAAUACAAACUCAAGGACGAAGAACAACCAAUCAAUCAAACCAACUUGGAUGUGAAGGCUUUGCUCUUUUAUCUCUUCAAUUAAGUUUCAAUACACGACAAGGAAUUGGAAGAAUAUGGCAAGCAAAGGGCUGCUCCAUUUGAAACCACACUAGAAGUAAGUUUUAAAUUUAAAUUUUGAAAGCUAUUGAAGAGUAGAGCUUAAAAAAUAUUGACAACCCUUUCGCAAGAUCAAUACUUUUAUGAUCUAUUAUGGCCUAUGGGAUUGGAAAUCAUCAACAACCAAAAGUUUUCCCCUGGAUUGUCUCAUAUCUUCAAAUGUUACACUUCGAUCUUACAAAAAUUAAAUACCAUUACACAUAACUCCCCGGUUGCUUAACAUGUCAUCGUUGUCAGGAUGUUGCUCCUCAUACAGAUUCCUUACUUCUUUCCGAAUUUAGGUUUUGAGGCAGUGAACUUCUUGCCACAUUUAAUAAAGACUUUCGAUUUGAAGGUGCCAAGUAGUUUUCAUUAAAAUGUUGAGGCUUUGAAACAAUACCUGAUAAACAAGAGACCUUUGGAUGAAUUCUACGAAGAGAAGGUGUAAUAGAUUUGGAAGGUUUGUCUGUCAUUGUUCAUAUAAAACAAAGAACUCUCUUAAAUAGAGGAGGAUUUCUAAGUGUAACUUAGCAUGUAUUUAAACUCACAAGCUUUGAAGUUGCCAAUUAUGAAAAUGCAAGCCACCUUGAUGAGUUUCCUCACCAACUAGGAAACAAUCAAAUACAAUCUAGAUAAGUUGUUUAGUUUUUGUCAUCAGGAAUACACAAAUCAAGCACUGAAUCUAAAUGUUCCCAUCUUAGAACCAGACUUUAAUCUUAGAUUGUGUGUAGCUGAAUGCUUUGGCUACAUAGGAGAAAGACACACCCAAUUAGUUUUAGACAAAGUCAAGUCGAUUUUGAAUUGCGAAGUCAUUCAGAAGAAAAAUACAGGUUCCUUUAAGGAGAGUGUUUUGUCUAUCUUUUAAAAAAGUGGAAGUGAUGAAUACUUGGCUUCUUUUAGAGCCACACUGCUAAUUGCCUAUGGAUGUUUAGCCAAAUAAGUCUCGUUAGAAAUAUUGGAGAAAAACAUCUUACCUAAUGUGAUGCCGUUCAUUGGACAUGAGCAAUUGUUCAACUCACUCCAAAUAUCUUUGGAAUCCAUUAGCAAAGCCAUAGAGAGGUCAGUUGAGAACACUGAUGAGGCAGCAGCAUCCUCAUUUUUGUUGAGUUACCAAAAAUAUAGGGAUCAAGUGUUGACUCACUGUUAGAAGAAUAUUGCAAGGGGGAAUGUAUUCAGAAAUCUCAAUACUAUUAAUUUAUAAUUUAGAUUGGCACCAAUUGAGUACAACAAAGUUAAACAAUUAUUGAGUUAACACUUAGAAUAGAAGUAUGAUCUAUCAAUUGAGUAGGUCAAUAUCACAUUUUAGAAUUGUUUCUUGUUGUUUUUGGGAACAAUCAAAUUGGAUGAAGACUCUUAAACUAUUUCGGUUUGGCAAUCUCUAUUGUAUUUGAUCAAAUCAAUCAAGGACAAUGAUUAACUCAUUGAGAUUUUGCAGAAGAGCAUUUAGAGAGUAAAGUUGAAGAUGGAAUAAAACCAUAAGAACUACUUUAAGGUGAUUCUGACCUUGCUUUCAAUCUUAUACCGUAAUACUAAUGCCAAAAGAUCAGUGGUUUUGAUCUUAGAGAAAGUCAUGUUGAGUUUGGGAGUGUACUUGGAUAUUUAUCAAAAAACUGAUGAAGAAUUCAACUCUUAAUUAAUUUAAUCAUUGAGAGAGAAAUUGCACCACAAUGAACUGACUACAUUGCUUUAAGAAUUGCAGAAUUUGAUCAACGAGCCAAUCGUUGAAUCACUCCAUGGAUUUGUUUCGCUUAUUCAAUGUGUUUAUCAAAGUGAAUAUGCUGAUUUAAACAGGGUGCUAACUCUGUUCUAAUUAAUUUGUCAAUAAGGAGCAGGAUCGUCAUCUGAAGAAUUGAUGUAAUUUUGUUAUUAUACUAAUUAUUAUAGUAAUUCUAAUUUAAGCAAAGCUAUGGAUUUAUUGGCUCAAAAUAAUUUGAGCGAUUCUUUGGAAAUCCUUCUGGAAAACCAUUCAGAAUUUCCAGUGGGUAUGUUCCCUAAACUGUUCCUUAAUUGCAUAAGCUAGAAGAAGACCUACAUGGUGUAGAGCUUUAAGUUUUUAACUGAUGUCUUAAACAAUCCAGAAGGAAGUAAGUUAUCAUCGUAAUUUGUAGUUAUUGCUGGGGAUAUUGGAAACUAUUUAGUUAAUGCCUCCUUAUUUAUUGGAUAAUUGUUGAUUGACGAAAAUAAAAUUCUAGCUGAAAUGCUGCCAAAAUCAAUGGCCAGUAUUUUGGGAACUUUCCUAUUGAGAUUCAUGACAUGUCAUGAUCCUAAGUUAUCUGGAUCCUCUUAAUCGGUUUAGACUGCUAUUUGGGCAUUCCAAAAUUUGUUGACCAUAUGCAAUAUUGAAGGAAUAUCCUAACACGUUUUUAAGAAGUUGUUGAUCGAAGAGGAAGUGGAGGAUGGAGUCUAGGAGAUCGUUAUGAUAUAUUGCAAAGGGGCAUCUUUUCAAGAUUAACAGAAACUCUUUAAUUUCAUAGAAGGAUUUGCCAAAAAAGAACAAGCCUCAUAUAGAUUGGGUGCGAUUGUUGUCAUUAGUUAAUUCAUCAGAAGUUAUAAGAAAGAAUAUGAAUAACAGAGCGUUUAUGAGAAUCUCUUGAGAACCCUAUUGGAAUCAGCUGAGGAUGACAGUGAUAACGUUAGAGCCUAAGUGGCAUUUGGAUUGGGAGGACUAUCAUAUUAUCUAAAGGCUGAAGAGACCAUUGAAAAAGACCUAUUACAAGAGAUCAUCGAAUGUCUUAUAAGUUUGCUGGAUGAUUAAUAGGAGAUUUGCGUGAGGAGUGCCAUGAUUAGUUUGUAAAAUCUAGUCGAUUCAAAAACUGAUUUUGUGGCAUACAUUCCAUAGUUAAUUUUGACAACAACUUCUAAUUUUGAGAAAACUAUGACCAAGAUUAGAAUUUCAGCAUUUUCUCUAUUCUCAAAAUUAUGCAAUACUUGUUUUGUAGAGAAAAUAAUGAACGAACAAAUUAUGUCCUAUUUGAGAUAGGCAUUAGUGUCUUUGAUGCUUCAUUUGUUAGAUGAUAGUGUUUAGGUUAGACAAGUGUGCAAGUUAGCUUUGGAACCAAUAGGAAAUCUACUUCAAAUACCAUUGCUUUAGUAUAUCAAUUUGUUUACAUAUUAUAGACAAUUAUCGAACAACGAAAUCUAGAGUGAACUUGAGAUGAGUCAUUUGGAAGAAAAUGAAAAGAUCAUCAUGAUAAUGAGUAUAAACUUAGAGCAAGAACACUUAAAUGUAUUAAUUACAAUGAUGUUAAUUAGACAUAUAUCAAAGCAUUGAUUGAGUUUUGUAAGAGUCCAGAACACAACAUCAAGGGAGCUGCCUUAUUUAGUUUGAUUAUUCUAUUGUCCUUCAGAGAAGUUGGAGAUUACAGAGCACAGAUUGAGUAAUUAUGCAAGGAGAACAGCAAGGCGAAGUUGGUCACCAAAUAAUUGGUGAUGAAGGCAGCGUACUAUUUAUGA
This is a messenger RNA of Paramecium octaurelia, 4924 nucleotides long. NCBI's taxonomy places the organism in Eukaryota, Ciliophora, Oligohymenophorea, Peniculida, Parameciidae. The record is from the annotation of a GenBank genome assembly.